GACCCGUACAGGGGGACGUCUCCAAUGUCUGCGGCCGCAGCGAGACCCUACUCAGCGGACUAGUCGAGCAUCUUGGGCGUAUUGCUGCCCUCCACUGGUUCUUAACGGGAUUUCCUCGUUUUGUCCUAUGGCCCACACUACAUUCUACAUUACAGUAGGUGACGCUCUCAACCUUUACUAACAGUUAGUAGAAGAAGAAGAAGACAAAUCGCUGUUUGUUUGUUUGUUUUUCUCCCGCGAGAUCUGACCACAUUGUGUGAACAAAACAGAACGAAGACGUACACAACUAUGUAGUUUAAUAGAUUAAACACCGUUGAUUAAUGUUUGUAUUCGGAUACAUUAGUGCGUGCGCCAUUUUAAGCUCAUCGUACUAGCUUAACUUGCUAGUUAGCUUUGCUUGUUAGCUGCUAACACGUGUUGUGAACGUGUGAAAAUGUGCGAAAGAACGAUCGCAGAAUACGAGGAGGAACUUUGUCCAACAAAAGAGGAGAAGGAGCGACAACAUCAACUACUGGACGCUGUUUUCAUGAAACAUCAAGUUGUGUUACACAGAACAGAUGUUCAGCAGCCUCCCCACAUUAAAAAGGAAGAGAAGGAAGUGUGCCUCAGUCAAGAGGGAGACUGUUUUCCUGGGCGGCAGGAGGCUGAUCUCACUGUUGUUUCUGUGAAGAUUGAAGACCAUGAGGAAAAACCACCUCAGUCCUUCCAGCUUCAUCACAGUCCAACCAUUACAUCAGAAUGUGGUGGACCACUUGAAUGCUCAGAUCAAAAGGAGUCGUACAGCACCCAGCAGGAUUUGGACUUGAUCCUGAACCAAGUGAACCCUUGUGACUCCGAUGGAGAAGACAUAGCCCUUCAGCUGAGUUCAGACUCUGAAAUUUCUUCUGAUGAGGAGUCUUUACCGCCACCAGAAAAGAGAGGUCGACUGGAGACAAACACUUGGCCAACAGAAAAAGCAAAAGACGGCACAGUGUGGUGUGAAGAACAAGUCGGUAAACCUCUUCCUCACAGCCCAAUUGAAUCUUUCGCCACAGAUGGAGAGCCAUCUGCUUUGGUCCGAAAAACGGUGUCGAGUCGCUUACAGAGCUUCCUCUGUUUAGUCACUCCUGACAUGCUUCGAACCAUUCAGGAGUGUACUGUUCAGCAUGGACGCCAUACACAGCAUGGAAAUUGGUUCAUGGACCUUUCUGAACUUAUGGCGUUUAUUGCCAUCCUCAUCCUGCGCGGGGUGGUCAGACUUCCAUCGUUGAAAGACGCAUGGUCAGCAAAGCUGGGACACCCACUGAUCAUCAGCAUUAUGGCCCGAAACCGCUACCAAGACAUCAUGCGACACCUACGCUUCGAUGACAAGGACACGCGCAGUGAAAGAGUUGGAACUGACAGGUUUGCCGCAAUCUCCGAUGUUUGGGGAUCUUUUGUUGCCAACUGCAUCACGUCCUACACACCAGGCAGGUACAUCACCAUUGGCGAGCAACUUUUUCAAACUAAGACCCGCUGCUGUUUCCUGCAGUACAUUGCAGCGAAACCUCACAAGAUUGGCAUCAAGUUCUGGGUGGCAUGUGACUCGAAGUCCAAGUAUGUGUGCAAUAUCAUCCCAUAUCUUGGCAAGGACCCCAGUUGUCCUAGGGGGGAUAGGCUGUCAGAAAAUGUGGCGAUGAAGCUCAUGGAACCAUUCAUGGACAAAGGAAGAACGGUUACCACAGACAAGGUCUUCACAUCAUUGUCACUUGCGCAAAGACUGCUCAGCCGGAAGACAACCCUCCUCGGCACAGUAAACAAGACUCGCCGGGAGCUUCCGAAUUCAGCGAAAGAGACUCUGGGCCUCAAGGAAUUCAACACUCGAGUGUUUUCAACUUCUGGUGCCACACUGACGGUUUAUGCGCCAAAACAGAGUAAGACCGUCUGCAUCCUCAGCAGCAUGCACAGAGUGGUGGAGACUCGGCACACCCGUAAAAAAAAGCCAAACACACUCUCCGACUUUAAUAGCAGGAAGGGCGGCGUGGAGGUGAUGGACCAGAUGGUGCGAGAGUACACUGUGCGCUCAGGAACACGGCGAUGGCCAGUCGCUGUGUUUUACAACAUGAUUGACAUUGCGGUGCUGAACGCAUACGUGCUUUACCAGGCAUGCACUGGGGUCAAAGAAAGACGGCUGGACUUCCUGGUGGAGCUGGCAAGCGAGCUUGCUGAGUCAUUUGUGGGAGUCAAAAAGGCGAAUAAGGGCAACCUUCUUCGCCAACAACCUCCCACGCCUGGCCAAGGGAAAAGGGCAAAGUGCCAGGUGAACUGUCGGUGCAAGAACAAUCACGCCACUGUGCGCUGUGUUGAUUGCUACAAGUACACGUGUGGCAAAUGCAGGAAGGAGAUGGAGUGGCAGUGCCAAGUCUGUUCAGACAAUGUCGAGGGUUGAAGCGCAGACUCACCCGUCUCGUGGGAAUGCAUUGGGUGUUAUUCUUUAUUACUUGAUCCGCAUACUGCACAAAUGUGUCUUUUUAUAUUUCAUUGAAGUCAUUUCUGAGUGAAAUAAGUCUUGUUGGAAUCUUGUGCAUCAGCAUUAAAUCCGACCAAGAAAUUAAAAACAAA
This is a messenger RNA of Nerophis ophidion (straightnose pipefish), 2580 nucleotides long. RefSeq lists its product as uncharacterized. NCBI's taxonomy places the organism in Eukaryota, Metazoa, Chordata, Actinopteri, Syngnathiformes, Syngnathidae. The coding region runs from base 434 to 2407 and encodes 657 amino acids. The transcript has 4 exons. The record is from RefSeq and is a predicted model, not a curated record.